Drosophila willistoni is the source of this 537-nucleotide messenger RNA. RefSeq lists its product as uncharacterized. Lineage: Eukaryota; Metazoa; Arthropoda; Insecta; Diptera; Drosophilidae. Bases 34 to 474 code for a protein of 146 amino acids. The transcript is spliced from 2 exons. The record is from RefSeq and is a predicted model, not a curated record.
UUGGUUGACGUGCUAAGAACAUUUGCGUUUUCAAUGUUGCCCCUUAUUUUGUUGUUGUUAUUCAGCGUAUCAGCAGAUGCCUAUACGCGCGGUGAAAGCUUGAGGGAACUGCGCAAAUUGAUGCAACAGCAGGAUGAACAAGAGGCUUUAGUAAAUGACUUUCAAACGGAUGUCAAUUUAUGGGCUCAAUCCUUAGAGCAAUUUGGCCAAGAAUUCCUACAUUUUGUUGAGCAUUGUCGUCAUUUGGGCAGUUAUUGUGAGCAGCGAAAAGUGCAGCGAAGAUUACGUGGGUUAAGACACACCUACAGCCAACUACGUGCCCAAUUGGAGGCCGUGGAGGUAAAGUAUGCCAGAAGAAUCAGCAAUCACGAGGAUUUUGAGCCCACCCUGCAAGCUGUCGAGGAUGUACUCAAGCAAUAUGAUGAGACACUAAGGCUAGUCAAUAUGGAAAUCUAUAAAUUGGUAGAACAGUAAUAAUUUAGCAAAUAAGUUUAUAUAUUUAUUAUCGAUUACUAAUAUAUAAAUAUAUGUAUAUAA